AUGGCCCAUGCUGGGGCUGUACAUAUGGACACCACGGAAGAAUUUGAAAGUAUCUAUGACGAUUAUGCACGGGAUAAACUAAAAGGUCAUUCUCAGGGAAAGGUAUAUAAUAGAACAGUCUUGGAUCGCGAAGAGGACGGGACUUUCGACCUCUUGGUCAAGACGUAUUUCCCGAUGGAAAUCAGCCGGGCGGACUAUGAACAAUAUUUUGGACUGUCUUCAGGAAGGGGAAGAGAUCGAAGGCAAGGGUCCAUUGGGCGCGAUCCACUACCAAAAGGCAUAGUAAUCGACGGCAACAACUCAGAGAACGAUGUAUUGCUGGAAGGCGAGCUUGAGUAUCUAUCAAAAAUGCACAAGAAUCAAAUUGAGAUGGACCAGGUGCUAUCCCAUCCGGGGGAAAGCUGGACUGGUCUUAAAGGACAAGUGAACGAGGAUAUUAUGAAGAGGCAUGCCUUUGAACCCGGGAACCGCAGCGUGGCACUUCUCUAUAGUCCCCCAGCCAUGAUCCAAAAGGCAGUUCUUCCCGCUUUACUGGCCUACGAUGAAGAUAAGAACUUGUUUGACUUCUGA
Aspergillus pseudonomiae is the source of this 570-nucleotide messenger RNA. RefSeq lists its product as uncharacterized. The transcript is spliced from 3 exons. The record is from RefSeq and is a predicted model, not a curated record. Gene Ontology annotation, molecular function: FAD binding; oxidoreductase activity. Lineage: Eukaryota; Fungi; Ascomycota; Eurotiomycetes; Eurotiales; Aspergillaceae. The coding region runs from base 1 to 570 and encodes 189 amino acids.